AAAACGACACCGUCCCAUGCCCUACAACACCCCCACUUUCAGACACCGAAGACAGAGCAAUGGACGAUAAGACCGAGUCGGUUUCGUUCAACAAGAGAAGAGCCAAGGGUAAGGAUAAGAAUGAAAGACCCAAGAAGAAUCCUUCAGAGGAAAGGAAAGGCUCAACCCUACCAACACAACAGCUUAUGUCCAGGUCGAAAGCGCUUGAGAAUUCUGUCUCCAAAUGUUGCAUUGCAGUCUGCCAGUCCCCCACAGGAAUCACAUGGUACAGCUACUAAGCAUUUAGAGGAUAAUUAUGUGGCUGAUGAGUCGCAUGAGUGUGGCAACUUUGAAGAUGACUGCCCAGUAUUUCAAGCUGCUAAGUCGAGACUGAUGACAGCAAGAGUGUAUUGUCCAUUUUGUCAUCUUCUCAAUGAUGGCCGGUGCAGCCACUUUGACCAUAGGUGUCUAGGACAUCCUUCCCUCAAGUUCUGUAGGAUGUGUUAUAAGUAUGGUGAGCACUGGGCUGAUCAAUGUCCAAAUGUUGUGGGAAAAGGCCCUUUACCUCCCCUCAUGUACUGUAGGACAUGUUAUUCUCGUGAGCACCAGACUUCUCAGUGUCCAAAUGCUGUGUUGUAGUCUGACGAUAGCCAAGCGUCUUGGACCUGAAUCAGAUUAUAUGGAUAAAACUUAAGCU
Messenger RNA from Fragaria vesca subsp. vesca, 676 nucleotides. RefSeq lists its product as uncharacterized. Bases 121 to 618 code for a protein of 165 amino acids. The record is from RefSeq and is a predicted model, not a curated record. The transcript is spliced from 2 exons. Lineage: Eukaryota; Viridiplantae; Streptophyta; Magnoliopsida; Rosales; Rosaceae.